UUUCAGAUUUUACAUGUUUUGGGUUCACCUUCGGAUGAAUUCAGCUUCAAGUUAAACAUGCUGUAUGGGGGUUCGUUUCACGAGGGAAUGCAGUCCCCAAAAUAUGAUUAUCAUUUUGUUUACGCCCUCGUGCGACCAGCUGGUUCCUGGUCAUUUGCGGAAAGACUUUCUGAUAUCGUGGAUUUGACAAAAUUGGAGGAAAGAGGAAACAGUCUCAAGAAGAUGGACAUCACUGCCGCCUUGCAGCACAUUAAACAUGUGAUACAACCAGAUAUGGCUCUACUCCAUUUUGUUUGUUUAAAAGGAAUGACAACUUACAGGUCAGAUCUCUUACUGAGGGGUUUGUUAGUUUCAAUUUAAUGUAGUUUGUCUCGUCUGGUUUUAAUGACUAACUCCGUGACUUUUGCGUCAUUUUGCGAGUUCUUAUAAAUUGUUUAUUCUCAUGUUUUGCACGGAACAAGUUAGUUUACGCGAAUUGAGUCGUUUGUUUCGCUACCAAACGUUAAAUUCUUGACGUCUGUUGAUGAUCUUACGCACUGUUCUAGUUACGCCUCUGUAAUAGGGCACACUCCGAUUCUUUUGAUAUUGCAAAAGUGAUCAGUAAAUAGAUCUCUUUCCAAAUGGCGCACAUGAUUUUCAUUCAUUGUUUGUAUACAAAUUAGCCUUCAUGGCCUUCCAUUUGAAAGAAAACUUCAUUACUUUUAGAAAUAUUGUAGAGAACAGAAAGGUACCCUUACAUGAAUCAAAGCGAAUAGUGACUGAAGCAGUUUCCUCCAUACAAUACAGAGAUCUCUUAUCUUUAAUACUGACAGAGGCUUUUCGUUUUCUUAUCCACAGGGCGCUCUUUGAUGCAUUGGAUAUUCCAUUAGUGGGUGGAUCAGUGGAAUCGCGAUAUCUUUCCAUGGACAAACUCAUUACACGUGGUGUUUUGGUCUCUUGCGGCGAUGUUUCAUGCCCUGAUGGAUUUAUUUACCACAAAGGUAGAAGCGACACUCUUGUAAGAGAAAACGAUAUUUUUAGAUCCCUUUUUGAACUCCUUACCAAGCUAACAAACAAACUACAUCAAAUUGAAACUAACAAACCCCUCAGUAAGAGAUCUAACCUUCAAGUUGUCAUUCCAAGCUUCUGUGCUCCGCUAUUUCCUACGAAUGAAAAGUAAACCAUUUGGCUAGCGAAAAAAUGUACACAAUACUGAGUUUAAGGUGUUAGAAAACGGACUUAUAGAAAAGAGAUCAGUUUCAAAUUGGACCCGACUCACACCUUACCAAGUCUUCCCUCUCUUGAUAGCACCACUGUGAAUUAAAAAAGUAACUGUAUCAAUUUGCAUCAAUUUUAUACUGUUUUACAAUGAGUCUACGAAGCUUUGUUGACGCUAGUAACUCACCACCGACAAAUAAAAAAUGAUUGGUAAUUUAAAUCGGAUUGACUUUGAGAAUUCUUUUGCUACAGGUGACCCUCUAGAGUCUGAACAAGUUAGGUAUCCAUGUGUUGUCAAAGCAAGUCUAGGAGAAGACACCAAAGCAGUGCGAUUAGUGAAAGACUCCAAAUUACUUAACGCAGCUAUUGAGCAUGCGUUAUCGUAUUCAGACCAUGUGAUCAUUGAAAGGUAGGUAUUGCCGUUGAGUAAGUGCUGAAGUCGAGGAAGCGCGUAGGAGUGAACAUGGUUUGGCUGUUUUGACCGUGAUGAUAUUGAUAAACCGAUAGGCCAAGUUGUUGUCAAGCUUAGAUAUGAAGGAAACUGUAAGUCGGAUCCAAAAUCGGAUGAAUCUGAUUUGUCGAUGAAAGCAUUUGUUUAAAUACAGGGAAACAUUCAAAGUACUUGUGUAAAUUUGACUGUAAGUGACUCAAAAUACGAGGAAACCUGUUUAUUCACAGCCGUUUUUCUUGAAAAAAGUUUGUGCAUCUCCUGAAAAAGCCUUAAAGCUUAAGUUUGUUAGCUCUUAGAUCAGAUGGUUCUCAAUGAGGUUUGAGACAUGCAUGAAUUAAAAGAAAGCAAUUUUAAUUGCUUGUCGAAAGUAAUCCGAGUUGACAUUAGUUUUUUUCUUCAGUAUGCUUUGUAAUUGGUAAACAUAAUCGUACUACCUUCUCGACCAAUCAAAUGGUAAAGCGAAAACCAAUCCCGACUUGGUCGUUCGCGUUUUCCUGUGAAAUUGGCUUGAAUUGUUAAAAAGAAACAACGGGUCAGUCUGAAGUACGAAGUAAGUUUUGGCGGGAUACUAAACAAGAGGCUGCAAAUCUUACUAGUGUACCAAGUAGGCUUUAGACUUUGAACAAGCUAUUUCGGAAUGCAGACUUGUGGGGCUUUCCUGUAACAUAGUAGAUUACUCUAUCAUAAUAAUUCGACCCCUCCUUUGUAUUCAUUGGAGUGGGACCACACGCCUUGCGUAGAGACUAUGUGUAAUUUUGCAGCCUUAUGACGUUUUACAAUUAAAAAAAUUAAUCCUAUUCAAUGAUUUUCUAUUUCGUUUCCUCCUUAAUUUUUUUUCGGCAGUUACAUAGAGGGACGGGAAAUUCGCUGCGCUGUUGUUGAAUCAGCAGCAAAUGGAGAAUUAAAAGCUCUGUCGUGCAUCGAGUAUAAAGUACGAGAAAAUGACAUUCGAAGAACUGAAGACAAACUCAGCUGCAAUGAAAAAGGAUUACCUGUUGGUAAGUACUGGAGAUAUACGUCUUUAAUUCCACCAACAACACCGGUAAUUAACAUAUGUGCUACGAAGCCACAUUUUCAGGGCGUCGUCAGGCUACUUGGGUUCCCUGCCCAUAAAUUUUUUGAAUCCCAAAUAGCGGAGGUCUUGUAUGCGUCACGUGAUCCCACAGCAACCGUACGUAUGCCGCCAUUUUGCAUACCAGGUAAAACAACAUGGCGGUCGUCGAAGGCGAUUGCGUGCAAUCUUUGCGAGGUUAUUACGAUUCCCUUAGUGCUGAGAAUAAAUAAAUGAAAAAAAAAGAAAAAAAAAACGGCGAGAGACUUAAAUGUUUUGCAGGAGUAGAUCCCUGCUCUACAAGUUAUGGCAAGCCAGUCGAGAAUUAUUUCUUCGAUUCGAAUUCUGACAGCUAGUUGAGAAUUUUUCUGAGUCGAAAAUCUUUUCAUCAAGUCGAGAAUACCCGAGUUGCCGCCAAAACGAUCAAACGAUAGGGCAGUUUGUAGAUCUGUUGGUUACGUAGCCUUUUUAUACAUCAUUGUCGUUCUUCAAGUUGCUGACGGUAAUGUGAAGGACUUGGAGAGGUUUCUGUUGUCUAUACAGGAUUGCAUUUCCCAUAUAGAACGACGCACAGCUCCAGGAAACGAGAGAAAAAUGGAAUGUAAACACGAUCGCUUGGAAGGCUUUGUUGAAAUAAUCGCAGCGUUUUCUUUAGUUCUCGCCAAUGUCCAAGGCUUUUUAGAGAUAAAAGUGCUGGUUGACGACCUUCCACACUUCUUGCGGGAGUUACUAAACCACAUCAGGCAUAAAAAUACUGCUUCUUUUCAAGUCAGUGCUGAGUUUCGUAGUGUACCUUACCGCGAAAGAAGUUCAUUAGGAAGACCAAAAUACAACAUUACAGCAGAACGAAUUGAUGUAUUUCGAAGCACUGGUAUGCAGUAGGCAAUUAUUGCAAAGUGUUCAGGUGUUAGUGCCAGGACUCUGUUCAGAAGAACAACAGAAUUUGGUAUUCUUGAAUACAGCGAGGUUAAUGAAGAGGAACUUGAUUGGAAUGUUAACCGGGUAAAGAACCAAUCAGAUUGCAAGAUUCGUUACCGUGCCCUCUAAAAAAACAAUAAUACCCAAUAUGUCAUGCCGUCAUUUGCCGCCAAAAUGAUCAAACAACAUGCCGGUUUGCAGAUCUGUUGCUUACGUAGCUUUUUUAUGGAUCGUUGUCGUUCUUCAAAUUGCUGACGGUCCUGUGGAGGACUUGGAGAGGUUUCUUUUGUCUAUACAGGAUUGUAUUUCUCAUAUAGAACGAUGCACAGCUCCCGGAAACGACAGAAAUAUGGAAUAUAUACACGAUAGCUUGGAAGGCUUUGUUGAAAUAGUUCAUCAUGUGCGUCAAGAAUGCCAGUAUUUUCCAUAAAAACGAAUAGAUCAAUGUAAAUGUUAACCUCUGCACAAAGCCUCUGUAUCCUUUGAUUGUGCGUGCUGCGUCCAGCUAUGAAGCCCCUUCUGAUCAAUCAUAAAUCGAGCAACAUUCACGUUUCCGCGCCCCUAUCACUUCUAACCCGUGAUGGAACUCCAAAUUCUUGUAUUCCAUCCGUGAAGCAUUGCAAUGCUGUACCCGCUACGUUGUUGGUGAAACACUUUAUGUAAACUAUUGCUCUACUAUACCCCUUAAUGCGACCGUGCAAAACAAACCUCCAGUGGAUUAACUUGCGAUUUGAUUUGCGAUUCUGAAGGAAUGAUCUUCAAGAUGACGUGAAGUUUUCUUUGGGCAAAUGUUUUCUUGCGACCCAGGAAACUCUUCUAAGUAGCGCACGGAAGACAUAAAAUCACGCAAUAUGUUGAUUGCGUGACCAAAGAGUUAAGGAGCAUUCCUGCCUUCGAAAUGACUUCGGAUUGAACAGUAGAACUUUUUUAGAAACAAAUGACAUAGCCAUAACCAGUUUUGUCAAAUUACAUUGCCCUUUAUCAUUUGAAGUUUGUUUCUACAGAGAUGUUCCGCCAUCGUUCUGUCUAGUAAGAUUAUGCACCAGUGCCAGUAACGGAUACGAUUAAAAACUUUGCUGUUCUCUUGCAUACGAAUCUUAAGUUUCUGCCCAUUGUUUAAUUUUCGCUAUGUGCUUACCCAUGCCUUUUAACUAGCACUCGAUAAAAACCAACAGAGUUUUCAAAGGGAGGUUUUUGCAAGAAUUAAGUGGACUAAGUGAGGGCUUGCAUGACCCAAUUAGCAUAAUUGCAGUUAUGGUCGCUCGACGGUCAUUUUCUAAAAUAAGCACAAUUACGUAAAAAAGGAAAAAGCAAGUCUAAAUAUCCAUUUGGCUCUGAUUUUGCCUUUUUUUAACCCAAGCUGAUUUUUUCUGCUGGAGUGAAAACACUUUUUAAUUACCGCAAUGUGUGUUCGCUUUGUGACGUAUAGGCAAGACAAUUAAAUUUACAAAACUUAAUUAACCGCGAAAGAGUCAAUAUCGCCUGUCUUAACUGUCACUGCUCUUAACAGCAAAUAACCUUUUCGGCGCUUCUAACAAAUUUCAGCAAUUUAAGAAACUCAGAGCAGUCAAAUAGCUGCUCGCCGUUUUCGUCUUUCUCAGACCUCAUUAAUCUUGAGACACUUGCAGCAUCUGCCUUUUGUCCCGUUUGUUCUCCAGUCUCAAACUUGGCUAUCAAGUAGUCCUUUUGCUUAUCAGUGAAACGGGAUUGCGAGGACGACUCUCCUUUAGGGCCUAUCCCAUUUCAAGAAAAGCUACAGACGAUGACGGGUGGAUUCCGUGUCCAGCAGUUGCGGCACAGCACUCGGUCCCUUCUCCAGUCUAGAGGCAUACCCUAGCACGGCGCGGUCAUAAAGAGUUUCAUAUUCAAGAACAUAUUUAUGUCUCCCACAUUCGAGAUGCUUCUGUAAUGACGAAUGGCGUUGAUAGGACUUAAUGCAACCCUCUUCCGAGCAGAAAAAAAUAUUUUUAGUUGUGGAAUCGCGCGAUUCUUCACUUGAAUCAUCGGUACCUUCAUCAGUGCUGUCUUGGUGCUUUUGAGAUGUUUUAGCAAACUCAGCUCGUCUCGGCUUGAUAGGAACAAAAUUAGCUUUUAUGUUUUCGCUUGCUGCACUGCAUUCCAGCGUUGGAACUUCGUCCUGGUCAGGAACAUGAAACUUGCUCCAAGGAAUGAAUUUGCCUCUUCCAAUUUUGUAGCCGUAUCUCCAUACUCUCACACCUUCCUCGCCAUACUGAACGUUGUUGACAAAGCUCACAACAUCCUAUUUCACUGGCUUUUUGAUGGAAGACAAAGGAGGCCUGUACAACACUGCUUUUAAUCCAGGGACACCUCCAAAUGAUUCUACUGCCUCCUGCAUUUGAGAUACCGACUCUAUAUCGUGGCCUGAAUUCAAAUGGAUAGCCAUAUGGGAUUUGAUCUUUGCAGCUUUCCGAUCGCAAGAUCCCUUCCCUCCUUGGGGAUCUCUGCUACUUUGCUGGCUGUAACCAGGGUUAAAGCGCAGUGGUAAUACCCGGCGUUGUCUUGUCUAAGGUAAAUGGAUUGUAAAUGAGGCAUGACAUCCUUCAGUCGACGAAAGACGUCGUUAAGUAUGGCAAGAACUGCAGAACUGUCCUGGUUACACGUCUCAAAUAAGUGUACAAAUGUCAUCAUCUCAAUCUUGCCAUCAUUUCCCUUUCUCGUCGCAACCGUGAUAUGCCAUGGCAGAUCUCUCUUACCAAACCAGUCUGUUUGUCUCUCCCUAAAUUUCUUUGGUAGAUAUUUCAUUGCCCGGUCUAAGACCAGUAAGGCAGAAGUUUCAUCCAGCUCAUCGAUGAGGUCUGGUCUGGACUCGUCCUGGUUUGUUGAACGCAGUAAAUGCGCUUUCCAGGAAUUUAUGCUUUGUUUGGACUGUAUCUCACAAAGGCCAAAUCCUCUUUCGUAUCGGUUGUGCCUCCCACUUCCUGUACAGCUCUCUCGACUUCUAGAGAGAUCAGGGCUGACAUCCCUACAAUCAUUUGGAAUUCUGAAGGUAUUCUGGCUCCUUCGCCGAGCUCAGAACGGUGGAAAGGACAGAUUGUUAAGGCGUUUAUAUCCUUUGCACUCAUGUAAAAAGUACCUGCUCGGGCAAGGUUAAGUUCACUCUCGUUCUUAACUCCGGCAAAACACCAAGCACUUUUAUGACCCUGUACAUCCUUAUUGCACGACACCAAGGGGACCACCUCAAAUAAUUUACUCCUGUCUUGUCGGUCGUACGAGCAAGCACUUCCAACCAUAAACUUGAAUGAGCUAGAAGCUUCCAUUUCAUUCAUAAGCGAGACCUUCGAUUCAAAGGGGGGCGGGAAAUAAUUCUUUUUAUUGUUUUUUUAGAGGGCACGGUAACGAAUCUUGCAAUCUGAUUGGUUCUUUACCCGGUCAGUAUUUUCCUAUCUCUGCCCACGGGCCACGGUAACGCUUUCGUGAGUCGCCGAGUACAUCCCAACUUUCGUCGUCAUUUUUCAUAAACAUACCUCGUUUUCCGGCUGGGCAGUAUUUUUAAGCACACACGUCGGUCACUACCUCAAGCCGAUAAAUAACUUAUGAAUCCUCUCUUUUCUCUCUAUCAAAUCACUUUGGUUGACAGAAAAAUAUUGGUUUCAGAAUGAAUUUGUAUAAACAAUAGUGUCAUUACGUUGGUUGACAAGCGGCCUAAAACCGUCUGCAAUUAAUUUUAAUCGUUCACAAAAAAAGUACCCAGAAAGUUGAAACGUGAGGUAUUUGGUUACAGUUAAACUGAACGAUGGAACUUUCAUUCAUUUAAUAUCUGAAUUUUCUCGAGCAAUUUGUUCAUAGUUAAAGAGCGAGCGAAGUUUUAAUUUAAGUUCUACAACAAAUAUACGCUCCUGGUGAGUCUUUCCAAUUCCGUUCAAUUUGGACAUUUGUACCUUAAAUUGCACAACAGAAAUUGAAGGAAUUUUUUGAGAAAAGGCCGCAUUAUAUUCCCUUGUAUCUCGUUGGAGUGUGCCGUUCGAAUUUAGUUUUUGUGAAGGAAAGAUCAGAGUUAAACACGCCAUUACAGCAAAAAAACGAGCAAACUCUCACAACUUCAAAAUAAAAAAAUUGAAUUUACUCACAAUUACUUUCCUCGCCGUUUACUUAAUGAACAGAGGUAAAUCUUCUUACAUGAAUGAAUGGUCGAUGAGAGUGAAUAAUACUUUCCGUUAGAUCAUUAACUGAUUUUGAAGAAAACAUUGUCGUGACAGUCCUUGCCAAACUAGUUCUGUUGGUUUUCAAAUGUUCCUACGCUUAUUUUUUUUUUUUUUGCGCGCUCUCUAAUUGACAGGUGUCAGAUUGUGACAGAUACUUGUAAAAAUAAUGUUUCAAAGUUUGUUUGGAAGCCUUUUAAAUCACCUUUAUCGGAAAUGAAAAUGUUUCGCUGAGGCAUCUCUCUUAAAUUUGCAUCACCUCUAUUUUAACUACCAUUCACUCACUCAAAAAUUGUUCAGUUUAUGAAAGAUCUUGCCGUAUUUACGGCCAUAAAUCAUUCGGGUUCUUUCGGAAAGAAUUUCGUCAAGUUUAAAAACAAUAAAUAUGUUAUUUACCGGCUAAGGUCGGUCUUGAAAAUAUUGCCCGAGGCCGUAGGCAGUACGGCCUCGGGCAGUAUUUUCAAGACCUCGGUCACAGUUUUUCACCAUACGGACCUCCCAGCCGGCAAAUAACAAAUAAGUUUUGUUAAUUCAAUUAAUUGUCUCGCUUUUAAAUAGAAAAGUCAACAAACAUCAUAGUUUUACUCACGCAGAAAAAAAAUAACACGAGUACAAAUUUAGGAAAGCUCAGAGCUAAAUGGAUAUCUAGAGACAUUAUUUCUUUUCCUCGUAUUUGUGCCUAUUCAAAUGACGUCGACCGACUCCACUCGUAGGUUCAAAUUAUUCUGUCACACGAGCACGACGACUCGUACCGCAAUUAUGCAAAUUAGGUCAUGCAGGCCCUCACUUAACUCCUGCAAGGGCCUCUGUAAAGUAACAUUUUGUGGAUUUUCGUUUUACAUAGGCUAGUUAAAAGGCACGGGUUAGCAAGUCAAACAAGGGGCAGAAACUUAAGAUUCGUAUGCGAGAGAACAGCAAAGUUUUUUAAUCGUAUACCGUUGCUGGCACUAGUGCAUAAUCAUACUAGACAGAACGAUGGCAGAAUAUCUCUGCAGAAACAAACUUCAAAUGAUAAUAGACAAAUUGAUUUAACAAAACUGGGUAUAAAUUUGUUAUUUGUUUCUGAAAACGUUCUCCUGUACGAUUUUGAGUCAUUUCAAAUGCAGGAAUGCUCCUUAACUCUUUGGUCACGCAAUCGACAUAUGGCGUGAUUUUGUGCCUUCGGUGUGCUACUUUGAAGAGUUUUCUGCGUCGCGAGAAAACAUUUGCCCAAAGAAAACUUUACGUCAUCUUGAAGAUCAUUCCUUCAGAAAUUUACAUGGGUAAGCACAUAGAGAAAGUUAAACAAUGGGCAGAAACUUAAGAUUCGUAUGCAAGAGAACAGCAAAGUUUUUAAUCGUGUCCGUUACUGGCACUGGUGCAUAAUCGUACCAGACAGAACGAUGGCGGAACAUCUCUGUAGAAACAAACUUCAAAUGAUAAAGGGCAACGUAAUUUGACAAAACUGGUUAUGGCUAUGUCAUUUGUUUCUGAAAAAGUUCUACUGUUCAAUCCGAAGUCAUUUCGAAGGCAGGAAUGCUCCUUAACUCUUUGGUCACGCAAUCAACAUAUUGCGUGAUUUUAUGUCUUCCGUGCGCUACUUAGAAGAGUUUCCUGCGUCGCAAGAAAACAUUUGCCCAAUGAAAACUUUACGUCAUCUUGAAGACCAUUCCUUCAGAAAUUUACAUACGUAAUUUUGUGGAAUUCUGAAUAAUGGCACAUGGUGAACAAAGAGGUUUUCUUCACCGACAUUUUUUUUGUAACGGAAGGGAGCGCAUUGUUUUUUACAUGGCUAAAAGCUUCUAAGCAACCAAUUCCUACACAACUUACAUUAUACAGAAGAAAAAGAGUCUAUGAAAGAGCUCACGUUGGUUAGAUUUCCCAAGACGUGAUAUCUUUGAAAUGCGAAGCGAGCGAAAGUGUUCAAUUUUCGACCUGUUAUGACCCGAUCCAUCGAUUCCAGAGGGUGAAAGCGAAAAGUUCGUUUUUCUCGAAAAUAACAACAUAUUUGAGGGGAAAAAUACACAGCCUUUAUUGUCUUACUAGGGUAUACUUGUGUGCAAAAAUUGAGACAAUUUGAGUUUUUGACUCUUGCCAUAAAAAUUUCAUUUUUGUUUGAUUUUUGCACGGAUGUCCUCUUAACAAUUUGCUUGAUUCUAUGUUUGUUUUCAUUCUAGGCAAAUCUCCUGAAAAUAAACCAUGGUUCCUUAAUCCCAGAAAAGAGGAGAAGCUGAUUCAUCGUAUUCAACAACAAAGUUGCCGAGCUUUUCGAGAGUUGGGUUUACACGAUUUUGGUUUAUUCGACUUCCGAGUAGACGUUGAAGGAAAUCCAUUCCUCCUAGAAUGCAAUUUAUUCUGUUCCUUUGGUCCACAGAGCGUUGUCAAUAUAGUUGCCAAGGAUUCAGGUUUUACAGAUGAAAGUUUGUUUGACAUGAUGGUGGAGAAUACUUUGCUGCGCAAGCGUCAACAAGAGAAUAACAAUUUUAAUGUGUGA
Messenger RNA from Pocillopora meandrina, 10250 nucleotides. Lineage: Eukaryota; Metazoa; Cnidaria; Anthozoa; Scleractinia; Pocilloporidae. The record is from the annotation of a GenBank genome assembly.